AUGGCAUCUUAUAAUGGAGCUCAAUUGAUAGCUCAUACUUUGAAAGAUCUUGGAGUUGAGGUUGUAUUUGGUCUGGUUGGUAUACCGGUAGUACAAAUUGCGGAGGAGGUAAUUGCUUUAGGGAUUCGAUUCAUCGCAUUUCGAAAUGAACAAGCCGCAAGUUAUGCCGCUACUGCAUAUGGAUACUUGACAGGACGACCUGGAGUUUGUCUUGUCGUGGGUGGUCCUGGGGUUCUUCAUGCAAUGGCAGGUAUCGGUAAUUCAUCUGCCAACGCCUUCCCAAUGCUUUUACUCGCCGGCUCGAGUGAAACACAUCUGGUCACGAAAGGGGCUUUUCAAGAGCUUGAUGCUAUAUCUCUCUUAAAUCCGCACACAAAAGUUGCUAUACGUUCGAACCUCGACUCGAUAUCACAUUCAAUCACGACAGCUUAUAGAAUAUCAUGGUAUGGGAGGCCCGGGACAGGUUUCAUUGAUUUGCCCGCAGAUGUUAUACAAGGAGAAGGAGAAUACAUAUCAACACGGAUAGUGACUGCUGCACCACGGGCUGCAGGAAAUCCAGAAGUUAUACAACAGGUUGCGCAAUUACUUAAGUCGGCAAAAGCACCACUUAUCAUUGUUGGAAAAGGUGCUGCAUACGCGCAAGCCGAGUCUAUACUACGACGACUGAUCAACCAGACCAAGAUUCCUUUCUUACCAUCUCCCAUGGGAAAGGGAGUUUUGCCUGACUCGCACCCAUCUAACACCGCAGCUUCUCGAUCUGCAGCACUCAAAGGCGCCGAUGUCGUUCUCGUUCUCGGUGCACGACUCAACUGGAUACUUCAUUAUGGCGAGGCACCAAAAUAUAAUGCGGAUGUUAAGAUCAUUCAGGUCGAUAUUUCAGCUGAAGAGAUUGGAAAGAACAAUGGCAAUGCUGAACUUGGAAUCAUUGGUGAUAUCAAUGUCGUUGCCGGACAACUAGCGGAUGCUCUUCACGGCUGGCAAUAUGAUACAUCUUCAGCAUACGGGAAGACCCUGAAAGCAAGCACAAGCAAAAAUGAAGCUACCGCUGCCAAGUCUGCGGCGGUGGAUAAAAUACCGAUGACAUAUGGCAGAGCUUUUAAUGUAAUCAAAGAAAUCAUUCACAAACUAUCUCCACCUGAAGAUGGUGGCGUAGUUUACGUGUCUGAGGGCGCGAACACCAUGGAUAUUUCACGCAGUGCAUUCCCCGUGGAACAUCCACGAUUGCGUCUUGAUGCUGGCACACAUGCAACAAUGGGCGUGGGCUUAGGGUACGCCAUUGCAGCUCAUUGUGCGUAUAACUUUCCUUCGCGAGAAGCGCACAGUGGGCCAAACUCUUCCCCCAAAAAAGUUGUUUGUUUAGAAGGUGAUUCUGCUUUCGGAUUCUCACUAGCAGAAGUCGAAACGAUGGCGCGGUAUGGAAUGGAUAUCCUUAUCUUUGUUAUGAAUAAUGGUGGGGUGUAUCAAGGCGAUAGCGAAAGCUCUGAUGCGUGGUUGAAAUUACAAAAGAACAGUGAAGUAGGUUCAAAGGGAGGGCUACGAAGUACGAGCUUAGGAUGGGAAGUUGGUUAUGAGAAAGUUGCGGAGAUGUGUGGUGGAAAAGGCUAUCUAGUCCGUACUCCUGAUGAACUUGCAAGAGCCACAGAGGAGGGUUUCAAAGCGAGCGUACCCGUGAUCGUAAAUAUUAUUAUAGAAACGGGAGCACAGAAGAGUUUGGUAAGUAAUUCCUCAAUAACCGGUUAUGAUUGCUCGACUAAUCCAGUUGAAGGAAUUUGCAUGGCAGCAAGAUUCGAGGAAAAGUUCAAAUAA
This is a messenger RNA of Sclerotinia borealis F-4128, 1806 nucleotides long. The record is from the annotation of a GenBank genome assembly. Lineage: Eukaryota; Fungi; Ascomycota; Leotiomycetes; Helotiales; Sclerotiniaceae.